AUGUGGGCAGCGCUGUGUGAGAUCUACGAGCGACGCCAAGAUCCCACGAUCAAGGAAAGUGUCAUCUUGCGCAAGUCUGAGAAGCUGAGAGAUCUGAAGUGUCCACCAUCUGGUGAUGUUGAAAUUCACCUGGCGAAAAUGUUCCGCCUUAGAACCGAAUUGGCGAGCUACGGCUAUGAGGUCAACAGUAUCAACAUGAAGGCCAUGAUGCUGGACAGUCUACCGGACCAGUACGAAUAUGAGCAACUACGUGGUGCGGUUAAGUACGGUGGGUCUGGUGGCUCGAUGACUCCGGAGAGCCUACGCGUACUUAUCGAGCAGGCCGCCGAGCGUCAGUUACGACGCAAGGAGCGCGGUGCUCAUGGAACUGGCGGCGGCGGACGGCCGCAGUCGAAGAAUGGAGGAGGGCGCGGGCAGCGUGAUGGCGGCGGUGAAGGUCGUCAGGGACGCACGGGCGCCAGUGGUGCAAGGGCCAGAAGUGGUGGCAGCCGGAAGUGCUUCAG
This is a messenger RNA of Plasmopara halstedii, 503 nucleotides long. RefSeq lists its product as uncharacterized. The annotation marks the transcript as partial. The transcript has a single exon. Lineage: Eukaryota; Oomycota; Peronosporomycetes; Peronosporales; Peronosporaceae. The record is from RefSeq and is a predicted model, not a curated record.